CAUUCGUUGUAAUGCGAUGGGAAGUCACUAUGCCUUUUACGUCGAUUCUCUCCCUUUUGAACACACAAGCGGCAGACAGCAUAGCAUCUGUCAGUAGGGUUACUGCAGUGGAUGCAUGUUCUAGCAUAUCGGUGAUACAUGCUGUGCUGAAGAAGGAGUCCCAGGGAUUAUUACAUACAUUCAAUAUGACGGAAACAUGCUAUUCGAAAGAAGAAGAGGAGACAAUUGAUCGUGUCUUGAACUUCACGACAGAGAGGGGAAUAGAUAACGCAACUAUUAUCCAGAGAUUUGACAAGAUAAGUGAAGAAUACGAUGAGGUACAGAUUACAAUCCGUUGGACCGGGCCUCAAUGGAUGGGUGAGAGCGUGGCAUGCCAGUAUCCUAGCAACCGAGGGAAUAUCAGGAUCCUGGAUGUAGCUGCCGGUACCGGAUUGGUAUCUGUUGAGCUGAGAAAGCAUGGAUUCGUGCACAUCGAUGGUCUUGAGCCGGCCGAAAGAAUGCUUGAACAGGCCAAGAAGAAAAACUUGUAUGAGCGAUACAUCUGUGAUAUGCUUGGGGACAACACCCUGGAUAUAGCUGAUGACACCUACACAGCUGUAACAAUGUCUGGUCUGAGUCGAGAGAUCAUGAAGAAACUCCCAGUCAAGGCUCUGGAGGAGUUGGCGCGUGUCACCAAACCAGGUGGGCAUGUCAUGAUGAACUCAUACGACUACAACUUCGAAAGUGAAAUACUUCGAGCGAAUCUCGCCAAUCUUGAAUCUCGCGGGAUCUGGAAGUUGGAAAGCAAGCAAGCUCGGCAACACAUCUCCAACGGAGUUGGCGGUCUUCUGCAUAUCUACACGGUUCUGUGACCGAAACGCAACAUUCAACAACUUAACCUGGAUUAGUUGCAAAGAGCUUCAUUAAUCUGCUUGUAAUUGUAUUUAUAUACCAACGGGAAAAUUUAGCUGUGCUUAAAAUUAAAGUGGUGUCAGUGUUAUGUUAUUGAAUAUAACAACAUACUGUUUGGUCAUUCGUCUCAUCAAUAUUUUAUCAUAACAAAACCCGUACCUUGUAACGUGAGACAGAGCGACACGCCCUAAAAGAGGGGUGGUGUAAAACAUUCAGUUAACAAUGAUAUCCCGUGUGACGACAUUUGCGUUGAUACAGUCGAGGCAGCGGCGGCGCAUUGUACACACCAGAUGGUUGAAGACAGCCUGGGGGAUGCUGUACCAAAUGUCAACCAAAGAUUGGCCCAACUGAGCUUGCGUUACCGGCUGGGUCUGGUCCUGUCGUAGGCGUCGAACCAUCUCAUCCAAGAUAUGUUCUAUGGGGGAGAAGUCUGGAGAUACAGCCGGUCAUUGCAGUACAGAAAUGUUAUGCUGCCUCAAUAUGUCUGCUACAACAUGUACAAUAUCCGGGCGGGCAUGUUAUCCUGCUGCAAUCUGACGUUACGCCCCUGCAUUUGCACACAUGGGAGAGCAUGAUCUCGAACGAUGUCGAAUUAACAAUGAUGAAUUCUCCGAUGAGUUAUCAUGCCACCCAUACCAGUUCAGUUCAACCCCAAACGACAUUGAGCAUGUAAAGCACAGUCACUUGUCUUCAUCAAUAUGUAUUGAAAGAUGCAUUAUUUAAUUUCAGAAUAUAUGAAGCACAGUUACUUUUCCCCGUUAGUAUAUAAUUUAUCCAGACAAACUACAAACGUUUUAAUAAUGUCCUACAUAACUAGGAUAUCACGAGAAAUGCCUGUUGCCUGGCUUCAUGUAGUUAUUUGAAAGUUCGUUCCAGGUGAACGCUUACACUCGCUGCAGCGGUCGUAUGCUGUGGUUACCGAUUUGAGUUAAUCAACAAUAGGUGUUUAUAAUUACUGAAAAGCCUACAUUCUUAGUAAAAUAUUACAUUUCGAAAGAGUUAAUAAAUGACAUAAAAGAAGCAUA
This is a messenger RNA of Haliotis rufescens (red abalone), 1916 nucleotides long. Its product is annotated as methyltransferase-like protein 27. Lineage: Eukaryota; Metazoa; Mollusca; Gastropoda; Lepetellida; Haliotidae. The record is from RefSeq and is a predicted model, not a curated record. The transcript has 6 exons. The coding region runs from base 12 to 851 and encodes 279 amino acids.